This is a messenger RNA of Fraxinus pennsylvanica, 1110 nucleotides long. The record is from the annotation of a GenBank genome assembly. NCBI's taxonomy places the organism in Eukaryota, Viridiplantae, Streptophyta, Magnoliopsida, Lamiales, Oleaceae.
AUGACUAAAUCUAAAAGCUUCAUGGAAAAAUUCAUCAAAAAAUUCCAAUGUUGGACGAAUCAAGGGGAAAAUGUAGAGGAUUUGGAGAGAAUUGCAGCACAAGAACAAAAGCAAUUUCCUUUCGAGACCCUUGUUGCAGCAACCAAAAAAUUUCAUCAUACGCAAAAGCUUGGGGAAGGAGGCUUUGGCCCUGUUUACAAGGGAAAAUUAGAUGACGGUAGAGAAAUAGCUGUAAAGAAGUUAUCACACAGCUCAGGUCAGGGAAUUAAAGAGUUUCAGAAUGAGGCGAAAUUAUUGGCACGCGUGCAACACAAAAAUAUAGUGAAUUUACUCGGAUACUGCGUGCAUGGUUCAGAGAAGCUGCUUGUAUAUGAGUACGUGGUCAAUGAGAGCAUUGACAAGCUUCUAUUCAAAUCUGAUAAACGAGAAAUACUUGAUUGGAAGCGAAGCAACAUCCUACUAGAUGAUAACUGGGUGCCCAAGAUUGCUGAUUUUGGCAUGGCUCGUCUCUAUCCUGAAAAGAACACACAUGUUAACACCCGUGUAGCUGGUACCAAUGGCUACAUGGCACCAGAGUAUCUUAUGCAUGGCCGUCUUUCGGUGAAGGCAGAUGUAUUCAGCUUUGGGGUCGUGGUGUUGGAGCUGAUAAGUGGAGAGAAGAAUUCGAGAUUUAACCGAGAUCCUGAGUCUGAGAACCUGCUUGCGUGGGCGUACAAACUUUACAAGAAGGGUCAGAGCUUGGAUAUUAUGGAUCCUACACUGGUGUCAUCAGCAGUUCCUGAUCAAAUAAUAAUGUGCAUAAAACUCGGGCUGUUGUGCACCCAGUCUGACCCACAACUGCGGCCCGACAUGCGCCGUGUGGUGUUGAUACUAUCAAGAAAGCCAACCCCGAACACCCUCGAAGAACCAACAAGACCUGGAUGCCCCGGUUCCAGAUACAGGCAUCAUAGACCAACUGCGUCAUCAUCCACAGCUGGAACUUCUGGUGGAUCGAAUUCUCGUUCCUUUGGCUCUACAAUUAAUACAAAGAGUGCCACAGCCACUGCUAGCUCGUCGGGUCUCAAGAGCCCCAUAUAUGAUCCUCAUGGGAAACGCCCUGUACAAUAUUAG